AUGUGCUGUUCCAACGCGGAGCGGAUCCAGAUCCUUUACUUGCCCAUCUCGGAUAUCGGUCGGUAUCUGACGCUGGUCCCGAGACUCAGGGUUCUUGCGUGUGUCGCCUUUCAAAUCGACAAGAAUCUUAUUGGACCAAGCUAUUGGAACCACGGAAUGGGUGAGGUGGAGAAGGAGUGUUGGACAAGACUGAAGGAGGGCCGGGUGAGACAUCUGGAGAUGAUUUCGUUUGUGCAAGAGCACCAGCGCCACCACCGUAAUGUGAUCCAGACCGCGCGAUGUGCUAACGUUCGCGUUUAUGAAGAUCAAUGUCCAGAAGACUACACGAUACGGUUGCUGCAGUCGCUCCCUCCGCUUGUUAAGCCCCAGUUUCUGGACUGCCGCAACUGGGACCAGUUUGUCGCCCAUUUGCCAGACAGGGACUUGUCGUUCGUCAGGGAGAUUCGCACUAGAAAAGCCUUUGAUAGAAACAUAAAGCUAGUGACGUUUCUGCGUCGGCGCCGGUCCCUCGAGAGUAUCCACGCGACGUCCUCUGUCGAGGGUAUAUUCAAAUGGGCCGUCCAGGAGCGCAAGGACUUUAAUGAUGCAGCCGCUGUUCAUAACUGUGGAGCGGCUGUGGCAGCUUCCGAACAGAGAUCGUUAGUGCCGCUUCGAGAUUAUGAUGUCAUGUGCAGCGGGGCGCAUGCCGGGCGCCAGGCCAGCGAUGUCAUCUACGCCUUCAACAAGACUUUGGAGAACAUCAAAGUCAAAUUCUGCGGGAUCACGACGACCUAUGGUUCCCAGCGCUUUCCUGAUUUUGUUCUUGGCCGCAAGAUCGACGACGACGACGACGACGACGGUCAUAGACGCUCAGGAGCACCCCGGAACUUGGUCCGCCUAGAGUUGCAUUUAUAUGCCUUCCAGAAUGGCGCUCCUGCUGCUCCUGUUGCUACAGGUGGCCAAGGCGAGGCGGACGAUAACAGCAGUAUGCUAAACGGUAUUCCCGACUCCUUUACAAAACCAACUCAACAGGGCCCUGUCGCCUGGACGUGGGACUGGGAUAUUCCCAAGUUGAUAAAUCUCUUUCUGGUCGCCGAGUUUGCUCUCAAGUUUCAGUUCCGGAUGCUCGAUAGCACCCCCAACUUGAACUAUCUCUCCCUCAACGUCAAUGGUGGCGCAGGACCAGAACGUAAUCGGACCAUUGGGAUCAAAGAGUUGCUCAGGCCUGGGUUCCGACAUUCUUUGCUACCCCUGUUCUUAGAACGGGAUCAACAGCUCUGCGAGAGGCGACGGCGGCGCCAAGUGGCGUCGGAUAGGGUAGAGGACGACGACGACGACGACGCGAUCUUUCAACUGCAACGGCAAGAAGAGAAGGAGGAUGAUGAGCUUUGGCGCCAGGAAUUCCAGUUUCUUCAACUUCCAAAACUCCAAACGUUAAGCUUGAUCGGACACUGGGACGUGGACCACCCCCGAGUCCUCAACGCGUUCUUCUCAAAAGUCGCUCCGCGGAUUACGAGCUUGUGGGUGGAACCCGUUAGUGACGGUCGCUGUUACUGUCAGGAGGGGUUUAUGAUCCCCGAGCUGAUCCGGUCGACGACCGAGAACUUGCACGAGUUGAACGUAUGUGUUGUCAAGAUUCCGUUCAAGCUCGAGUUGAUGGUCGAGACCGGUUUGGUCGAUGAUACUAGCUACGACCGGGAAUUGCCAGGUGCUGGUUGGUGGAGGGUGUUCGUGAUGGUUGAGCGGCCGGCUGGGAGGAGGUUGAAUUCCCCUGCACGGUACCGAUUCCGAAAUGAGGCGGGGACAGUAUUGUAG
Messenger RNA from Linnemannia hyalina, 1794 nucleotides. The record is from the annotation of a GenBank genome assembly. NCBI's taxonomy places the organism in Eukaryota, Fungi, Mortierellomycota, Mortierellomycetes, Mortierellales, Mortierellaceae.